Ectocarpus sp. CCAP 1310/34 is the source of this 982-nucleotide messenger RNA. The record is from the annotation of a GenBank genome assembly. Lineage: Eukaryota; Phaeophyceae; Ectocarpales; Ectocarpaceae.
UGCGUGGACCGACCAAAAGUUCUGGAUGGAGUGGGCGAAGAGGUCCUACCGCGAAGGCCUGAUGCGCGGGCGGGGUAAGCUCCCCAAGGCGAGGUCCAUUCUCAUCAUGGACAACUUGCACGCUCAGACGACGGACGAGAUCAUGGAGUAUCUUGCGACGCAAUUCAACACUCUCGCCUGGUAUGGCCCUUCGGAGUGCGCGGACGAGGUGCAGUCAGUUGAUGCAGGAGCCGGGCGAUUUCUCAAGGUGGAAGUUGGGAGGAAGAUGGACACAUGGCUCGAGCAGUCGGACAACCUCGAGAGGUGGGAAAUCGCGUCGCUGACAGCUUCUGAUCGGCGGGUACUGAUUACUCGGUGGAUUGGAGCGGCCAUGGCAAGACUCAACAGCCAACAGGCGUUCCGAUACCGCCUUUUCGAAAAGUGCGGGAAGACCAUCACCGUGGAUGGCUCAGGCGAUGAUCGAAUCACCUUGGAGGGUCUGGACAAGUCGUACACCUUCGCAAACGAUAUAGACAGCAGCGAGGACGAACAAGGUUCGGAGAACGGCAGCGAUGAACCUGAGGAGCGGGGGAAGGAGGGCGAUGGAGGACGUGAGAAGGUCGUGGAGGGCGCUGACUCCAGCGAUGAAGACGACACCAACGAGCUAGCUCUUCUGGACGACGAGGACAUCAUGUACCCGCAAGACCCGGAGGAUGAGAUACAGGGAAUGGAGAUCUCGGCAGGCUUUCGUAUUCAAGAAGCUAGCCCCAUUGCUCUUGAUAGAUUGCUUUUGCGACGUGGAGCACUCAAGGACACUCGCCACCUGUACGACUACUGUGUUCAGCUGGAGCUAGACGAGAGUACGCGCAAGAUGAAGUUGCCCUUAGACAAGUACAGCGGAGAUCCGGAUGCGGCUGUAGGCUCCUGGGUUUUGCUUGAGAGUGUUAGUAGAUCGGGAAGGGUACGCAGGACCAGCUUCCGAAUUGUGCACCAAGAAGGUUGA